Molecule: messenger RNA, 990 nt
Organism: Phycomyces blakesleeanus NRRL 1555(-)
Lineage: Eukaryota; Fungi; Mucoromycota; Mucoromycetes; Mucorales; Phycomycetaceae
Exons: 6
Biological process (GO): protein phosphorylation
Molecular function (GO): protein kinase activity; ATP binding
Source: RefSeq, a predicted model, not a curated record
AACAACACAUUAUUACGUCGCAAGAGUACCAAACUUUGGGACACUCCAUUGUUGGAAGUCAAACCCCAACGUAAGAGACGCUUAAACCAAUACAAUCAUUCCCAAUACCACCCCCACCAUAAUCAGCCAGUACAAGUUCCUCAGGCGGUACAGUGGAUUCGUGGGCAAUUGAUUGGCAAAGGUUCAUUUGGGCGUGUGUAUUUGGCUUUCAAUGUGAACACAGGAGAUGUCAUUGCAGUCAAGCAAGUCCAGCCGCAUCAACAAAAUCACCAUCAAAACCAUCAAAACCAUCAGCAUGAUAUGGUAAAAGCACUUUAUCAAGAAAUUGCCAUGCUAAAAGAUCUAGACCACGACAAUAUCGUACAAUAUCUUGGAUACGGACAAGACGAAGCCGAAGGAGUUGUCCACAUCUUUUUGGAGUAUGUCUCUGGAGGAAGUAUUGCUAGUAGAUUACAGCUGCGCGGAGGGUUCGAUGAACGCUUGGUUCGGUACUUUACGUAUCAAAUCUUGUUAGGUCUUUCAUAUCUUCACUCCAAAAGUAUUCUACACAGAGAUAUCAAGGCUGCCAAUAUAUUGGUAGAAGCUGAUGGAGUGUGCAAAAUAUCUGAUUUUGGCCUUUCGAAAAAGAAUGAUUACAGCCAAGUCUAUGAUGCUAACUCUCGUAUGUCGUUGCGUGGAUCAAUAUACUGGAUGGCACCAGAAGUAGUCAAAAAUGAACCCUAUAGUGCCAAGGUGGAUAUCUGGAGUUUGGGAUGCACUGUGAUAGAAAUGCUCACUGGUCAACGCCCUUGGAUUGCUUUUAACCAAAUUGCAACCCUUUAUAAUCUUGGAUGUCUCAAAUCUCCAAAAAUUCCCAAGCAAAUAUCUAAAGAAGCUAAAGAUUUCCUUGAAUUGUGCUUACAAAUCGACCCAGACAAACGACCCACAGCACAAGAAUUGCUAUCUCAUUCUUUUUGUUACCAAGAUCCAGACUUCAAUUUUCAGGUAACU